Messenger RNA from Propithecus coquereli (Coquerel's sifaka), 2787 nucleotides. It is a transcript of the gene CNNM1, whose product is annotated as cyclin and CBS domain divalent metal cation transport mediator 1. Bases 1 to 2787 code for a protein of 928 amino acids. Gene Ontology annotation, cellular component: plasma membrane. NCBI's taxonomy places the organism in Eukaryota, Metazoa, Chordata, Mammalia, Primates, Indriidae. Gene Ontology annotation, molecular function: transmembrane transporter activity. Gene Ontology annotation, biological process: magnesium ion homeostasis; transport. The record is from RefSeq and is a predicted model, not a curated record. The transcript has 11 exons.
AUGCUCCUGCUCUUCUUUUCUCUUUCUCCUCGGCCCCCGGCUGCCGCCGCUUGGCUGCUAGGCCUGCGGCCCGAGGACACCGCUGGAGGCCGCGUGUCCCUGGAGGGGGGCACCCUGCGUGCGGCCGAAGGCACCAGCUUCCUCCUGCGCGUCUAUUUCCAGCCCGGACCUGAGGCGCCGGCCGCGCGGGUGCCCGCACCCACCCUCUCCCCGGGGGAGAACGGCACGGGCGACUCGGCUCCGCGGCUAGUGUUUAUUGAGGAGCCCCCAGGCGGCAGCGGCGUGGAGCCCAGUGCGGUACCCACGCGGCCCCCGGGACCUCAGCGCUGCCGUGAGCAGAGCGACUGGGCAUCGGACGUGGAGGUCCUGGGGCCUCUGCGCCCCGGGGGCGUGGCGGGCUCAGCCCUGGUCCAGGUGCGGGUGCGGGAGCUGCGCAAGGGAGAAGCGGAGCGGAGCGGCGCGGGCGGUGGCGGGAAGCUCUUCUCGCUGUGCGCCUGGGAUGGGCGCGCUUGGCACCACCACGGCGCCGCCGGCGGCUUCCUGCUGCGCGUCCGCCCGCGGCUCUACGGCCCUGGCGGGGACUUGCUGGCCCCCGCUUGGCUGCGGGCGCUCGGGGCGCUCCUCCUCCUCGCCCUGUCCGCCCUGUUCAGCGGCCUGCGCCUGAGCCUGCUCUCGCUGGACCCGGUGGAGUUACGGGUGCUGCGGAACAGCGGCUCGGCAGCCGAGCAGGAGCAGGCGCGCCGCGUGCAGGCCGUGCGCGGCAGGGGGACCCAUCUGCUCUGCACCCUGCUCCUGGGCCAAGCCGGAGCCAACGCGGCCCUGGCGGGCUGGCUGUAUGCCUCGCUGCCGCCGGGCGUCGGAGGCACAGAGGAAGACUACAGCGAGGUGGGGAUUCACUUCCCGUGGCUGCCGGCGCUCGUGUGCACCGGCGCCGUGUUCCUGGGCGCUGAAAUCUGCCCCUACUCUGUGUGUUCGCGGCACGGGCUGGCCAUCGCCUCGCACAGCGUGUGCCUGACCCGGCUUCUGAUGGUGGCCGCCUUCCCCGUGUGCUACCCUCUGGGCCGCCUGCUGGAUUGGGCGCUGCGCCAGGAGAUCAGCACCUUCUACACGAGGGAGAAGCUGCUGGAGACGCUGCGGGCCGCAGACCCCUACAGCGACCUCGUGAAGGAAGAGCUCAACAUUAUACAGGGCGCCCUGGAGCUGCGCACCAAGGUGGUGGAGGAGGUGCUGACCCCCCUCGGAGACUGCUUCAUGCUGCGCUCGGACGCGGUGCUCGACUUCGCCACAGUCUCUGAGAUCCUGCGCAGCGGCUACACUCGCAUCCCAGUGUACGAGGGCGACCAGCGGCACAACAUUGUGGACAUUUUGUUUGUCAAGGACUUGGCUUUCGUGGACCCCGACGACUGCACCCCGCUCCUCACCGUCACCCGCUUCUACAACCGGCCCCUGCACUGCGUCUUCAAUGAUACCCGGCUGGACACGGUGCUGGAAGAGUUUAAGAAGGGAAAAUCUCACCUGGCUAUUGUCCAGCGGGUGAAUAAUGAGGGCGAAGGGGACCCUUUCUAUGAGGUGAUGGGCAUCGUCACACUGGAGGAUAUCAUAGAGGAGAUCAUCAAGUCGGAGAUCCUGGACGAGACUGAUCUCUACACCGACAAUCGGAAAAAGCAGAGGGUCCCGCACCGGGAAAGGAAGCGGCAUGACUUCUCCUUGUUUAAGCUUUCCGACACGGAGAUGCGGGUGAAGAUCUCACCACAGCUUCUGCUGGCCACGCACCGCUUCAUGGCUACAGAAGUGGAGCCCUUUAAGUCUCUGUACCUUUCGGAGAAGAUCCUGCUCCGGCUCCUGAAACAUCCCAACGUGAUCCAGGAACUGAAGUUUGAUGAGAAGAACAAGAAGGCCCCAGAACACUACCUCUACCAGCGCAACCGCCCUGUGGACUACUUUGUCCUGCUUCUGCAGGGUAAAGUGGAAGUGGAGGUCGGUAAGGAAGGCCUUCGCUUCGAGAAUGGAGCCUUCACCUACUAUGGGGUCCCAGCCAUCAUGACCUCUGCGUGCUCAGAUAAUGACGUGCGGAAGGUUGGAAGCCUGGCUGGAUCCUCUGUCUUUCUAAACCGGUCCCCUUCUCGCUGCAGCGGGUUGAAUCGCUCUGAGUCUCCAAACCGCGAGCGCAGCGACUUUGGGGGCAGCAACACUCAGCUGUUCAGCAGCAGCAACAACCUCUACAUGCCUGACUACUCGGUCCACAUUCUCAGCGACGUGCAGUUUGUGAAGAUCACACGGCAGCAGUAUCAGAAUGCGCUCACCGCCUGCCACAUGGACAGCUCACCCCAGUCCCCUGACGUGGAGGCCUUCACUGACGGAGACUCCACCAAGGCCCCCACCACUCGGGGCACACCCCUGACCCCCAAGGAUGACCCUGUCGCCACGCUCCUGAGCAACAGGAACAGUCUGCCGUGCAGCCGUUCAGAUGGGCUGCGAAGCCCCGGCGAGGUAGUGUACUUGAGGAUGGAGGAGAUGGCCUUCACCCAGGAGGAAAUGACUGACUUCGAGGAGCACAGUACACAGCAGCUCUCGCUGUCACCUGCAGCUGUGCCCACGAGAGCAGCAUCAGAUAGUGAAUGUUGUAACAUCAACCUGGAUACAGAGACCAGCCCUCUCAGUAACGACUUUGAGGAAACCAUGGGCAGGAGGCUGCUGAGAACCCUGAGUGGUCAAAGAAGGAAGAGGUCACCAGAUGGAGAGAGAACCUCUGAGGAAAACUCGAAUUUAACGCCUCUCAUCACAUGA